GUGGCGGUCGAUUGUGGCCGGACGAAUUCUGCUUUUCUGGUAAUUGGUGUGGCUUCCUGUAUGUCGAAUUUACAGCGCGUCAUGAUGAAAUCCAGACUACCGCCAAUGUGUCCGAAUCCCCGCUUUCCAAAGCCUAGCGACCGUGGUUUUCGCCGUCAGACAGAUUACAACCCGCUAAUGUGGAAUGCUUUCUUCGCCGAGAAGAGAGAUGUCGAAACGGGACAGGGAAAGUUUCGCGUUUACCUUUCUGGCCCACCGGUUGAGGCCGGGAACGCACCACUGUUGGUGCUUCUGCACGGGGGCGGCUAUUCGGCUCUUUCGUGGGCACAUUUCAGCACUGAAAUAACGAAGCUGAUACAUUGUCAGUGCCUGGCGUUUGACAUCCGAGGACAUGGCGACACUUUUACCGUGGAGGAAAACGACCUUUCGUCUGAGCGAUUGGCCACUGAUGUCGGUGAAGUGAUUCAAGCGAUGUACGGAGAAUCAGCGCCACCGAUCAUACUGAUGGGUCAUUCGAUGGGCGGUGCGGUUUGUGUGCAUGUGGGCAACAUGUUCGUCCUUCCGUCGCUCCUCGGCAUGGUGGUGAUCGAUGUGGUAGAAGGGACAGCCCUGGAAGCUCUUGCCAGCAUGCAGAGCUUUUUACGCUCACGGCCGACCACGUUUAAAAGCAUUCAGCAUGCCAUCGAGUGGUGCGUACGCAGUGGACAGGUACGCAACGUUGAUUCGGCUCGCGUUUCCAUGCCAGGACAGAUCAUCAACAUCGACACGAAGCAGUUGGCUACCAACGAGCUGCCACUAAAGGAUGAAUCGGUUACCGAAGAAAAGCUGGAUUUUAAACACCCGAACGCCAUAGCCGAAGAUGCAGAAACGACACAAAGCGCUUCGCCGACGGAAGAAGAGGCUGCGAAAUUACCACCUCCACCCUCACCACCACCGUCGACCGCCGGAGCGGUAAAUCUGCGAAAGUACGCCUGGCGUAUAGAUCUGUCGAAAUCGGAAAAAUACUGGGAAGGGUGGUUUUCUGGGUUGAGUCAAAAGUUUCUCGACGUGCCCGUACCGAAGCUACUACUACUCGCCGCGAUUGAUAAUCUCGACCGAGCGCUCACCGUAGGUCAGAUGCAGGGAAAGUUUCAACUACAGGUGCUGGCCCGUUGCGGCCACGCCGUUCACGAGGAUCGCCCGCAUGAGGUGGCGGAAGUUAUAGCUACCUACCUGAUAAGGAAUCGCUUUGCGCAGCCCACGGGCGAUGGACAGUUCCUGAAGCAUAUGCCCGCCUGCUAAAGACUGCGAACGA
This is a messenger RNA of Anopheles bellator, 1294 nucleotides long. Its product is annotated as protein phosphatase methylesterase 1. Bases 61 to 1281 code for a protein of 406 amino acids. Gene Ontology annotation, biological process: protein demethylation. NCBI's taxonomy places the organism in Eukaryota, Metazoa, Arthropoda, Insecta, Diptera, Culicidae. The transcript is spliced from 5 exons. Gene Ontology annotation, molecular function: protein methylesterase activity. The record is from RefSeq and is a predicted model, not a curated record.